This is a messenger RNA of Penicillium diatomitis, 1056 nucleotides long. RefSeq names its product oxidoreductase2OG-Fe(II) oxygenase family. The transcript has 2 exons. NCBI's taxonomy places the organism in Eukaryota, Fungi, Ascomycota, Eurotiomycetes, Eurotiales, Aspergillaceae. The record is from RefSeq and is a predicted model, not a curated record. Gene Ontology annotation, molecular function: dioxygenase activity. The coding region runs from base 1 to 1056 and encodes 351 amino acids.
AUGCCGACUGAAAAAUGUUUCGAUCAAGCCCCGCCGUUCCCCGAAGACGUGCCGAAGUUAAGUAUUCCUAGCAUCUCUCUACUGAAUCUCCAAAAUGGCGACUCCGAAACCACAAAAGAAAUGUAUGAAGCAUGCCAGGUUGAUGGAUUCUUCAUUUUGGACCUCAGUGAGUCCCAUGAGGGCGAAAUCCUGCUUCAGAAUGCAGAGCAGAUGUUUGAGCUGGCCGGUGAAGUCUUUGCGCUGGGCUCCGAGAUUUUAGAAACCUUUGCCUAUCAGCCACCGCACGAUCUUACUGGCUACAAAUCCACUGGGAAAUUAAAAACUGACGAUGGAAAGUUGGAUUUAAUCGAGAUGUACAAUAUCAAUCAGGAUGAUAUGGUCGGCAAUAGUCCUCCGCGAAGAAAUCCGGACCCUAUCCAACGUCACCGGGAGAAUAUCAAAGAAUUCAUUCAUCUCUGCCAUUCAGUUGUCACGAUAAUUCAACACCGCCUGGAGGAGCAGCUAGGUCUUGAACCUGACCAACUUAGCUCUCUCAAUUCUUUGCAUGAUCAAUCAGAUACAUCCGUACGGCUUUUACGAACCCAGACGCAAACAGUGACGAAGGAGAACUUAAUUGCAUUGGGAGGCCACACAGACAUCGGGACGAUUACUCUCCUCUUCAAUGUCGUUGGUGGCCUCCAAGUCUUGCCCGCCAACAAGGAAAACUUGCCCGCAAACUGGCGAUACAUUCGUCCACAACCCAACUGUGCCAUCGUCAAUAUUGGCGAUACAACAGUGGAGUGGACAGGUGGAGUUCUUCGCAGCUCCUUGCACCGGGUCAUCAAACCACCGGGUGAACAGGCCCAUGCCGUCCGCCAAAGUGUCGCGUAUCUCGUCAGGCCAUGCCAAAGCGCUUCUAUGUCCAGAUUGGUGGGAGGAAUCGUACCUUCGCUCCAGUAUGGGGAACGAGAUGAGACAAGAUCAGUCAAAGAGUGGGCAGCAUGGAGGUCUAGACAGGUGAUAUCAGGCGAGCUAAAGCCUCAAUCCAGAGGAGGAAUACUGCGACGCCCUGUCUGA